Messenger RNA from Ciona intestinalis (vase tunicate), 2232 nucleotides. RefSeq names its product NADPH-dependent diflavin oxidoreductase 1. The record is from RefSeq and is a predicted model, not a curated record. Gene Ontology annotation, cellular component: cytosol. Lineage: Eukaryota; Metazoa; Chordata; Ascidiacea; Phlebobranchia; Cionidae. Gene Ontology annotation, molecular function: FMN binding; flavin adenine dinucleotide binding; NADPH-hemoprotein reductase activity.
AUUUAAAUGAUAAAACACUGUUUUUCAAAGUUAAGAAGCCCAGUGUUUCCAUACAAAUUUUACACUCGACCUGUUAACAUUCCACUGAGAAAAAUUUCAAAUUCUCGACAACACUGCUCCCAUCAGUUAACUGCUGGGGACCAGGAAAUUAUCCGGUUGCACGCUGAAGCUGAAAAGUCAGGAAACAUCUUCUAUACUGACCCACAGACUGGAUACUUGGUUCGUACAAAGGCGAACCAUAUUCAAAGGGGGAAGUGUUGUGGGUCUGCCUGCAGACAUUGUCCAUACGAUCAAGUAAGGGUGAAAGACGAAUCCAAUAAAAAGCAAUUUAAUGGACAUUUCUACAAAUAGUUGGUGAAAUAACAAUGAAUGAUCACGUGCGACACCGAGUGGUGGUUUUGUACGGCAGUCAAACUGGCACAGCAGAAGAAGUAACAUCAAGACUUUUGAUGCAAAGCAGAGGUUCUGUCUUCAAAUGUGUAGCUUCCGCUAUGGAUGAUUACCCAAUACAAGACUUGGUGAAUGAAGAUCUUGUUUUGUUUGUUUGUUCCACUACUGGACAAGGGGAACCCCCAGAUAACAUGAAGUUGUUUUGGAAGUUUAUAAUGAGAAAGAAUCUCCCCAACACUUGCUUGUCUGGUAUAAGGUUUGGUGUUCUUGGUUUAGGGGAUUCUUCAUAUGCAAAAUAUAAUUUUGUGGCGAAGAAAUUAUUUCGAAGAAUUCAAAAUCUUGGUGGGAAAAGCUUGCUUACUAUUGGUUUAGCCGAUGACCAGCAUGAAUGGGGGUGUGAUGUGGCGAUUGAUGAUUGGUCGAGAAAUAUGUGGCAGAUUUUAAAUUCAAUUCACCCAACAAAGGAUGGGUUUUUGAACCCGAUUGAAAGUUCCCUUCCUCCACCAAGGUUCCGUGUAACUAUGGAUGAUACAAAUAUGGAAGGAGAAGAUAUUGUUAAAAGCAUGGUGGAAAUUGGUCACAAUGUAAGCCCAUCUAAAAAGCAACCCUACUAUGCUAGUGUUAUCAGUAAUAAAAGAGUGACAGCUGCAGAUCAUUUUCAGGAAACCCGUUUGAUAUCAUUAAACGUAUCACCGGUUGUUGAUCAUAUGAAAUAUGAUCCUGGUGAUGUCAUCAUGAUACAACCAAGCAAUCUUUCACAGGAUGUCAAUGCUUUAUUAGACAUUCUUCCGUUUAAACCGGAUUCACUUCUUACUUUCCAUUCAUUGGAUGAUGAAAUAGACGCAUCUACCAAUAUUCCUAAUAAGGGAACAACUUUACGAGAAAUCGUAACCAAAUAUUUAGACUUCAUGUCUGUGCCGAGACGAAGUUUUUUUCAACUUCUCUCCCAUAUAUCAUGCGAUGAAAUGGAGAAAGAAAAACUUACGGAACUUGGAUCACCAGAGGGCACUGAUGAGCGGUACUCGUAUGCAAAUCGACCUCGCCGCACUAUCCUUGAAGUUUUACAAGAUUUUCACCUGACAGCUGCCCUUAUUCCACUGGAAAGGAUUUUUGAUAUUUUCCCAAUUAUUCGUCCGCGUGCGUUUUCUAUUGCGUCAUCGCCUACACGUCAUCAGGGAGAAAUUCACGUUCUUGUCGCCGUUGUAAAAUACAAGACUAGACUCCAAGCUCCACGAAAGGGUUUAUGUUCAAGCUGGCUUGCGUCGCUCAAUACUGGUGAUCUUGUCCCGAUCUGGUUAAAACGGGGCGGGAUACGUUUUCCUUCCAAACAACAUUGUAUACUCAUUGGUCCAGGCACGGGCAUCGCACCUUUCCGCAGUGCGGCGCACGAAAGGACGUCAAAUGGAGACUCCGGAUGCACCGUCUUCUUCGGUUGCCGGAACUUCUCAUCCGACUUUUACUUCCGAGAUGAAUGGAAAGAUCUCAAUGUUGAUCUUCAUGUAGCUUGCUCCAGGGAUCAGGAAGAGAAGAUCUACGUCCAGGAUCAUAUAAAAGAAGAAGGGGAAAAACUCUUCCGUCUUAUUUGGGAGGAUGAUGCAUCCGUGUUCGUGGCCGGGAACUCGAAAAACAUGCCUGAUGACGUCAAAUCAACUUUUCUUCAAAUUUUCCAAACCUAUGGCAAGAUGACGUCACAGGAAGCGGAAGAUUAUUACGUCACAAUGCAAAGCAAAAAGAGAUAUCAACAGGAGACGUGGUCGUGACGCGAAUCCACGAAUUCGCUUGUUUUCUUUGUAUUUUAGUCGCAUUGCUCAAAUAAAAGCGUUAGCGUGGAAAAUAACAUUA